Molecule: messenger RNA, 719 nt
Organism: Copidosoma floridanum
Lineage: Eukaryota; Metazoa; Arthropoda; Insecta; Hymenoptera; Encyrtidae
Gene: Dh31
Product: diuretic hormone class 2
Biological process (GO): body fluid secretion
Molecular function (GO): G protein-coupled receptor binding; diuretic hormone activity
Source: RefSeq, a predicted model, not a curated record
GCGACUCGCAGCUCUACCCCCGUCAGGACUCGCACACGACUCGACUGCGCAAAGUUUCCUCCACGGCCAGAUUCGAGAAGUCCAGCCUCGCUUCCAACAGACAGAUCUGCAGUGAGGGUCCAAACAGUCGGUGCAGUGGGAAAAAUAAAAAAAAAUAAAUAAAAAAAAGAGCAACAGCGGCAGAGGGCACCUCAUCAGGGAUGCAGAAGAAAAUCGCGCUCCCCCGAUUGCUGCUGGCGGCCGUGGUUCUCGCCGCCUUCGCCGCCUCCUACCCCACCCAGGCUCUACCGUACAGACUGGCGUACGACGAGCGACGGGCAGCUUGGAAUCCGUAUCAGAUGGAUUAUCCCGACGCCACGCAAGAAUUGCUGGAAAGGCUGGAGAGCAUGGGUCUGAUCAGGGCACCGGAAGACCAGAAGCGAAGCCUCGAUUUGGGCCUGAACCGCGGCUACAGCGGCAGCCAAGCGGCUAAGCACCUCAUGGGUCUCGCGGCCGCCAAUUACGCCGGCGGUCCCGGAAGAAGGCGCCGCUCCGAGUCAGCCGCGUAGACGAUCACCACCACCACCACUUCCGACUCGGCUCUCGCGAACGCUGCUACUCCUUUUCUCGAUUCCACCAAAGACACUCAGCCCGCGUAGGGGACGCACUGCAGACACACCAAUUAUAUACUCACCAGCUGGUGCAUGCCCGUUAUGUUACUUAUUCCAUGUUCUCCUAUU